Molecule: messenger RNA, 1866 nt
Organism: Humulus lupulus (European hop)
Lineage: Eukaryota; Viridiplantae; Streptophyta; Magnoliopsida; Rosales; Cannabaceae
Exons: 2
Coding region: 1-1866 (621 amino acids)
Source: RefSeq, a predicted model, not a curated record
AUGCAAGCAAAGCAAGACGGUCAGGCCGAUGUGUUGACUCAGUUUAUGACUGAAACGAGAUCAUCAAUUCGGAGCUUGGAAACACAAAUUGGACAGUUGGCUACGCUUAUGGCAAACCGAGCUCAAGGGAACUUGCCAAGCACUACUAAGGUGAAUCCCAAGGGGAAUCCUAACGAACAGUGUCAGGCGAUUACUUUGAGGAGUGGAACAAUGUUGGGGGGAACAAAUGUGGAAAAGAGCGUCGAGCAGAAGCAAGAUCAACAGGCACCCACUGAAGAGGACAAGAAGACUUGUGAAGAGAAGGUUAAAGAGAUUCCUCCAGCAAGAGAAGUGGUACCUCCGGUGUCUAUAGAUCAUCACAGAAAAAUUCCAUAUCCACAGAGACUCCAAAAGAACCGUCUUGACAAGCAGUUUGCAAAAUUCUUAGAGGUAUUCAAGAGGCUGCAUAUCAACAUCCCCUUCGCAGAAGCAUUAGAGCAGAUGCCCAGUUACGUUAAAUUUAUGAAAGAUAUUUUAUCAAAGAAGAGAAAGAUGGAGGAUUACGAAACUGUGGCAUUGACCGAAGAGUGCAGUGCUAUUUUGCAGAGGAAGCUUCCACAGAAUUUGAGAGAUCCUGGAAGUUUCACAAUCCCAUGCACAAUUGGUAACUUUGAGUGUAAACAUGCACUAUGUGAUUUGGGAGCCAGCAUAAAUCUCAUGCCUCUAUCGGUAUUCAAAAGACUUGGUUUGGGUGAGGCAAAGCCAACAACUGUUACACUACAGUUGGCCGAUAGAUCACUGGCUCAUCCGAGGGGGAUUAUUGAAGAUGUGCUAGUGAAGGUCGACAAAUUCAUUUUCCCUGCAGAUUUUAUUGUGCUAGACAUGGAGGAGGAUGCAAAUGUCCCAAUUAUUCUUGGGCGACCGUUCCUAGCAAAAGGACAAGCUCUAAUAGAUGUGCAAAAGGGAGAGCUGAAACUCAGAGUUGAGGGGGACGAGGUGGUGUUUAGUGUCUUCAAAGCAAUGACGUACCCGAUGGCUAGUGACAGUUGCUACAGUGUGGAUGUGAUAGAUAAGGCAGUUUUGAAAAGAAGGGUCAGUAGUGAUUCUUUAGAGGCAGUGUUGACUGGUGGGGAAGAAGAUGAAGAUGAUGAAGAGAUGAAAGAAUAUGUAAAAUGGAUUAACUCUUACCACCCGUAUACGAAGAAAUUUGAAGAGUUGGCAGAGGCCACCGAUCGACCAUUAACUUCCAUUCAGCAGCCACCGAAAUUGGAAUUAAAGGCUCUUCCUGAGCAUUUGUGUUAUGCGUUCUUAGGGGAGAAUGAGACCUUGCCAGUAAUUGUUUCAGCUGAUCUCUCAAAAACUGAAUUGGAGAAAUUGUUGAGGGUUUUACGAGAUCAUAAAAUGGCCAUUGGAUGGACAUUGGCGGAUAUUAGAGGAAUAAGUCCUUCAACAGUAAUGCAUCGAAUCUUAGUGGAGGCAGAAACCAAGCCAUCUAUAGAGGCUCAAAGGAGGCUCAAUCCAGGUAUGAAGGAUGUUGUACUUGAGCAGAUUUUGAAAUGGUUGGACGUCGGGGUGAUUUAUCCAAUUUCUGAUAGUGCUUGGGUGAGUCCAGUGCAGGUGGUGCCAAAGAAAGGUGGAAUAACAGUAGUCAAGAAUGAAAAUAACGAGUUAAUUCCAACUCGAACAGUGACCGGGUGGCGCAUAUGCAUCGACUAUCGUAAGUUGAAUAAGGCUACACGAAAAGAUCACUUCCCACUUCCUUUUGUUGACCAGAUGUUGGAUAGGUUAUCAUCAAAUUGCCAUCGUGCCAGAGGACCAAGAGAAAACGACAUUUACAUGUCCUUAUGGCACGCUCGCUUUCAGGAGAAUGCCAUUCGGAUUAUGUAA